UCAAUAUUUAUAUGGAACAAUUUAUGAACCAAAAUUUGAUUCAGAUUACGAUUUCACUACACCAUUAAUUUCAUACAAAGAUGAAUUACUUGAAAUAUUUAGUUCAGCGUUAUUAUCAAUUAAUGAAUAUAAUGAAUUAAGAUCGAUCGGAGUAAAUGGUAUAUAUAAUAUGAUAUUGUUAGAUAAAUUUCUAUCAGAUGAUGAAAUAUCAAUCCUAUUGCAGUAUUAUAAUCAAAUUAUUUUAAAUGAACUUGAUCAAGAACUAUU
Entrophospora sp. SA101 is the source of this 267-nucleotide messenger RNA. NCBI's taxonomy places the organism in Eukaryota, Fungi, Glomeromycota, Glomeromycetes, Entrophosporales, Entrophosporaceae. The record is from the annotation of a GenBank genome assembly.